AUGUACAGUAGAGUGAAGAUGGUGCAAGUCAUGGAUAGUAAAGUGCUAGUUGUACAAGUAUCUUCAGAGCUGGAUCUGGACGAGUACUUGAAUAGUAUUGUCACAAAGCGAUGGGUGCUAGAUACGUUACAUGGUAACUCAGCUAGGUUCGACAAACUCAGACAUGAACAUAGUAUCAAUAGGGUAAGUAAUAGCAUUUGAGAUUAUUUUAAAUUGUUUUUAAUUUGUAAUCGACAAUGACAUAACCUAAACGGUAAGAGAUAAUAUUAUUCCAGAUUUCGUAUAGAGAAGUGUCUGGAGAUGACAAGUCUUUGUACGACGGUUGUAUAAAAAUCUACUUUGAUGGCGUCAAAUCCUCUUUUGAAUUAUACAUAAAGGUAAUAUAAUACCAUAGUAAUUAACAUUGUAAAUAACAUAUUCAGAAUGACAAAAGUAACCAUAUACUACACGAAAUCAAGUUCUACAACUACAUAGGCGAUGCCUAUAGUCGUAUGAAGUUACCUCGUAUAUAUGGCUACUACAGUAAAAAGAAAAAGAGUAGUAGCAAGAUAGCCAGCAUCAUGCCGAAAGACACUGAACAUACGAAGAACAAGAUGGGUUGUAUGUUAAUGGCCGAAUUCGAUGGUAUACGACAAGAUACGAAGCAUGGCUUCGACAUACAAACAUCGCUCAAGAUCAUGAUUGACAUUGCAAGAUACCACGCUUUCACAUUAUGCAUGCCAAACUCAAAACGUAUCCUUGAGAAGUUCAAAAAUGAUGACAAACAUGACAUUGUAGACGAGAAGGAUAUAAACAGUAUCAUCAGCAAGAUGGAUAACGAGUACUGCAAGGAGAACAAGGAUCUGGCACAUAGGUUGGUAAAGGCAGCAAGAAAGAAUAAAGUCAAAUAUGGUGAGACCUCUUUACAUAGUAAAAAAGUUUACAUAUGUUUGUAUAACAUAAAUACCAUAGUCGAAAGAAUAAAACCUAUUUACAGACAUACCUAAGGUUGUCGUCCAUGGUCAUUUGAGUACUGAAAACAUAUACUUUUGUAAGAGAACCAACGGAAAUACUGAGAAAGAUACCGUGUCUUUCCUUAACUGGAGUUCAUGUCAUUUAGGUAUAUUACUAUACUUUACACUUUACUUUGUUGUCGUAUGUUCGUAUUUUAGAUAAAAAAAGUCAGAUUAGUUACUUUCAGACCUUGGAAUGGUUGACGUAAUUCGAUACACCUUGUUAAACACCAGUGGAAACGUGCAAAACAUGUGUUUGGAGAGGUUCAUCAAGAUACAUCACGACACGUUCAAAGCCGAACUCAAGAAGAACAACAUCAACAUUGACUUCAGUAACUAUGUUGUAAGUUGCAUUAUCUUCAGAUUGCCUUGUUGCGUUUAUAUGCUCUUUUUAUAUUAUCUUCUUUUCAGAUCAAAGAUGUAUUGAAGCAUCUUUACCCAUCCCAAUUGGUUUACUGCAUAACAUCUUUGUACAAUACCUACACCGAAGCUGUAUCGAAAGAGAUGAAGACAGUUUUGUGGGACAGAAUCAAGGGAGGACUCGAGCUAUUCAAAAAACUCGACUUUUGA
Messenger RNA from Bursaphelenchus okinawaensis, 1562 nucleotides. The record is from the annotation of a GenBank genome assembly. NCBI's taxonomy places the organism in Eukaryota, Metazoa, Nematoda, Chromadorea, Rhabditida, Aphelenchoididae.